Penicillium alfredii is the source of this 1218-nucleotide messenger RNA. RefSeq lists its product as uncharacterized. The record is from RefSeq and is a predicted model, not a curated record. The transcript has 2 exons. Bases 1 to 1218 code for a protein of 405 amino acids. Lineage: Eukaryota; Fungi; Ascomycota; Eurotiomycetes; Eurotiales; Aspergillaceae.
AUGUCUGGUUUCAAUCCCUUUCGUCCCCGGAAUCUCGAAAGCAAUUCCACAGCUUCUUCAGCAUCGACAUCCCAGUCAAACUAUGUGUCCGAGUUGCCCGCUACUCAAGUGCCCAACGGCCUUCCCAGAAAGUCAUCCUUAUCGCUCGAGGUAGACGACUCGACCUCCUCCGAUGAGCAAAAUGAGGAUCCCUUCAACCCCGACUCGUCGGUCAGUGAUAACGAUAAUGAUGAUGACAUCCAAAGAAGCCACAAGCAAUCGACGUCUUGGGUUGCGGAUCAGCGGGAGCCAGUUGGGUCUGCUCCACACCCAGCUCCAUCCACGGAUGGAUCUCCAUCGCCGACGGUGCCAUUCACAUCGGCCGACCAUACAUUGCAGUCGGGUACUCAACCAUUUUCAGAGGAGACCAGCCGGACAAGUCCUCCCAGUCGUGUUGGCAGGGAGAGAAAACCACCGCCGCCACCCCAAAGCCAUCAUGGGAAGCGUAUUAACUCGACGGCCUCUGCGGCCUCCUCAUCUUCUCAGACCUCUAACCGCCGGUCAUUACAUCCCUCUUCCCCGGAAAGCUUGAGCUCGCGAACGCCAACUGCCGCCCAUUCCAGUUCUGCUUUUCAGGCUGCGGAUUACUUUGCAGUCCCUUCAGAAAGCCAGAGUGUAACAGACUCGCCCGUGUCUCUCCAGCGCAGCCAUUCCCAGCACAAGCGCCCACCGACACCACCUCUCAGUCGGCGCCAGAGCCAGAUGCGGAGGUCCAAGUCUACUCAGUCCAAAUCCAGUGUCAGUCGGCUCACUAUGUCCUCGGGUGACUCAGAAAGCAAUACAAGCUCUCGGCCCCCGAGCCCGGGCCCAUCCAGCAGCAAGAGAAUCAGCAUGCCUCCCCCUGCCUCAGGGGAUUUCCACACUGCUGUUCCCUCGGUAGGGGUGGCGCCUGAUUCCUCGAUUCCUCCUCAAUCAAGACCGUCGUCUCUACAACCUGGGAGGCGCGCAUCGUCGCAUGGCAGUCUACCGACUGGCUCGGCACCCCCGCCCCCGCCCCCUCGCCGGGUACGUGAUGCUGGAACCCGUAGCAGUGAUGGCGGGCCAUCACAGAGGGCUACGGAAGCAGACCCACUCCCGCAGCCGUCUAAUGCUCAUGAUAUCUUGGCCGAUCUCUCGAGGUUACAGAAAGAGGUGGAUGAUCUCCGUGGACAAUACGAAAACCGCAAGAUCAGUCAGUGA